Messenger RNA from Anolis sagrei ordinatus, 2234 nucleotides. NCBI's taxonomy places the organism in Eukaryota, Metazoa, Chordata, Lepidosauria, Squamata, Anolidae. The record is from RefSeq and is a predicted model, not a curated record.
GCGGGGCAGGUCCCCCCGGAGUCGGUGAAGGCGAUGGCGGAGGCGGUGGGCCUGGCGGCGCUGCCCGAGGAAAGCUGCCAGCUCCUGGCCGAGGAGGUCAGCUACCGCCUCAAGCAGGUGGCCCAGGAGGCGCUCAAGUUCAUGCGGAUGGGGAAGCGGCGCAGCCUGGCCACCGCCGACCUCGACUGCGCCUUCAAGCUCAAGAACGUCGAGCCCUUGUACGGCUUCUGCGCACAGGAGUUCAUCCCCUUCCGCUUUGCCAGCGGUGGCGGGCGUGAGCUGUACUUCUACGAGGAGAAGGAGGUGGACCUGAGUGACAUCAUCAACACGCCGCUGCCCCGCGUCCCGCUGGACGUCUGCCUCAAAGCGCACUGGCUGAGCAUCGAGGGCGUCCAGCCGGCCAUCCCCGAAAACCCGCCUCCAGCCCCCAAGGAGCAGCAGAAGGCGGAGGCCACGGAGCCCCUGAAGGCCACUAAACCGGGGCAGGAGGAGGAGGACGGCGCCCUCAAGGGCAAAGGGCAGAGUGCCACACCCGGAGAGGGCAAAGGUAAGGAGAAGAAAUCCCCACUCUUGGAGGGAGCGCCCCUCAAGCUGAAGCCGCGCAGCAUCCACGAGCUCUCGGUGGAGCAGCAGCUCUACUACAAGGAGAUCACCGAGGCCUGCGUGGGGUCCUGCGAGGCCAAGAGAGCGGAAGCGCUUCAGAGCAUUGCCACUGACCCAGGACUCUACCAGAUGCUCCCGCGCUUCAGCACCUUCAUCUCGGAAGGGGUGCGCGUGAACGUCGUCCAGAACAACCUGGCGUUGCUCAUCUACCUGAUGCGGAUGGUGAAGGCGCUGAUGGACAACCCCACCCUCUACCUGGAGAAAUACCUGCACGAACUCAUCCCGGCGGUCAUGACGUGCAUCGUGAGCCGGCAGCUGUGCCUGAGGCCGGACGUGGACAACCACUGGGCCCUGAGGGACUUUGCCGCCCGGCUGGUGGCCCAGAUCUGCAAGAACUUCAGCACCACCACCAACAACAUCCAGUCGCGCAUCACCAAGACCUUCACCAAGAGCUGGGUGGACGAGAAGACGCCCUGGACCACGCGCUACGGCUCCAUCGCCGGACUGGCAGAGCUCGGACACGACGUGAUCAAGACGCUGAUCCUUCCGCGGCUGCAGGUGGAGGGUGAGCGCGUCCGGGCUGUGCUGGAGGGCCCCGUGGUCAGCAACAUCGACAAGAUCGGAGCCGACCACGUCCAGAGCCUCUUGCUGAAACACUGUGCCCCCGUCUUGGCCAAGCUGCGCCUGCCGCCUGACAACCAGGAGGCCUAUCGAGCCGAGUACGGGGCGCUGGGCACCCUGCUGUGCAGCCAUGUGGUCAAGGCCCGGGCCCAGGCCGCCAUGCAAGCCCAGCAGGUCAACCGCACCACCUUGACCAUCACACAGCCACGCCCAACGCUGACCCUUUCCCAGGCACCUCAAGGAGGGGGCGGCGGUGGAGGCGGUGCCACCCGGGCGCCCGGCGUGCUGAAGAUGCCCGGCGGCGCCAUCACGCUCCCGGUCCAGACGCUGGUCUCGGCCCGGCCGUCCACCCCCACCCAGCCCUCCCCGCCCCCCACCAAGUUCAUCGUCAUGUCCUCUGCCUCCGGAACCUCCGCCUCCCAACAGGUGAUCACGCUCAGCGGGGGCCCUUCCGGGACGCCCACCUCGCCGGUCACCACCACGGUCCCCAGCGCGCAGCCCCUGGUCAAGCUGGUCUCCGGGGGUCCAGCCACCCCCAACCCCUCGGUGGCCGGCAGUGUCCAGAAGUAUAUUGUGGUCUCGCUCCCGCCGGCCGCCUCCUCCUCCUCCGAGAGCAAAGGACCUUCCGCUGUGGCCACUACGGCCGCUGCCCAGCUCUCCCCGUCGCCUUCCUCCUCCUCCUCUUCCUCCUCCUCCACGCCCCCCAACCUGGGCCUGCCGGGGGUGUCCCUCGUGAAGACAGAGCGCAGCGAGAGCCCCCCCGGAGGCGUGGGCAGCAGCAGCAGCACCGCUUCGGCCACGGCCUUCCUCACCAAGGCCAACCAAGGCGGAGGAGGGACCGUGCCCGAGUCCCCGCAGACCCCCCUCUGAGCCGGGGAAAGGGGAGGGGCUUUUGGGGCCACCCCCCAAAAGGGGAGGAGCCACAUGCUGCGGACUGACCGUUUGUGGGUACAGCCGACCCUCCAAAAAUGUGACGCCAUUAAGGGAUCCAAUAAAAGGUAAUUUGCCUA